Gossypium raimondii (Peruvian cotton) is the source of this 1010-nucleotide messenger RNA. RefSeq lists its product as uncharacterized. The transcript is spliced from 3 exons. The record is from RefSeq and is a predicted model, not a curated record. Lineage: Eukaryota; Viridiplantae; Streptophyta; Magnoliopsida; Malvales; Malvaceae. Bases 176 to 586 code for a protein of 136 amino acids.
UAAUUUAGGUAUACACAAAUACAAUCGGAAAUCUACGGCUAAAACCUGUUAGAUUCAGCCGACUUGAAGUGGAGUGUUUCUUCUCAAACAAAUCUUCCUUUCUUUUUUUAACUCUCUUUCUCUCUCAAAUCCUCGAUUCCACUUCGCUCUCCAGAUCUCCCCAGAAGUUAUUGAAAUGGCAGAAUCGAAGUCAUUGAGGAAACCUGUUUUCACCAAGGUGGACCAACUUCGCCCUGGCACUAGUGGUCACACUCUUACUGUCAAGGUUGUCAGCACAAAGAUGGUAUUGCAGAAGGGGCGUGCUGAUGGUCCUCAAGUUCGUCAAAUGCGAAUUGCGGAAUGCCUGGUAGGAGAUGAGACAGGAAUGAUUAUCUUUACUGCUAGAAAUGAACAAGUGGACUUAAUGAAAGAGGGUGCCACUGUAACUCUCCGCAACGCGAAAAUAGACAUGUUUAAAGGAUCAAUGAGGCUUGCAGUGGACAAGUGGGGUCGUGUUGAGGUUGAUGAACCUGCCAGUUUCAAUGUGAAGGAAGAUAACAAUCUGUCACUGAUAGAGUAUGAGCUGGUGAAUGUUGUUGAAGAGUGAUAUUUUGUGGGCAGUGUUUGCUUUGCUUCUGAGCCAAGAAUAAAGUCCAGUGCACUUGUUGCCCUAAUCUUAUGCUACAUCUCAAUCUUCAAAAGGGUAAUGGAAGUGCAAUUUUAGGAAGAAGAAAUCUGGAAACUAGUGUAGUGCUCAGAGUUGUUUCUCAUCGUUGCUGUAAAUCCAGCAGAACCAUUUGGUUGGAUCUCCAAACAGACAUUUUAGAGCUAAAAACAGCUAGCUUUUGGUACUUGCUUUCACCUGUUUACUUAUUUCUUCUAUUCUGGGUAGCAACUGUUUAUUGCGUUUAGAUUAGACAUGAGAAGUUUAAUAUUAUGUAGGCCUGAAGUACUUCAUAAUCAUAUAUUUCUUGCUGGUCGUAUCUUUUCAAGUUAUAAUGAAGUGAUUUGACAUAGCCUCUUUUUUUUAA